GCACUUGCAUAUUAGAAUUUAGCAUGUUGAGGAUAUGAACAAGGAGACCGAUUUUAAAAGGAAUUAUUGAAGGUCCUUAGAAACGGAAAACUUCAGAGAAAAGAGGGGAUUUUCGGAUGGGAUCAACUAGCGGGAAUGAGCUUACACAAUCGAGCUCCAAAAGAUUCAAUGCUAAAGAAGAGAAUAUAUUUGUUUCUAUUAGGUUGAGGCCAUUAAGUGCUAAAGAAAUUGCAGUAAAUGAUGUUUCGGAAUGGGAGUGCAUUAACAACAAUUCCAUCAUAAACCUAACAGAAAAGUCUUUAUCUCCGCAAGCUUAUACAUUUGACAGGGUAUUUGGACCCGACUGCUCCUCAAAACAGGUGUACCAUGAAGGAGCCAAAGAAGUCGUUCUCUCAGCUGUCAAAGGAAUUAACGCAACUAUCUUUGCAUAUGGACAGACGGGCAGUGGAAAAACAUAUACCAUGUUUAGUAUUACUGAAUAUACAAUUGCUGAUGUAUUUGACUAUAUAGACAAGCAUAAGGAGUGGAAAUUCGAGCUGAAAUUCUCUGCUAUGGAGAUAUAUAAUGAGUCUGUUAGAGACCUUUUGAUUCUGGAUGGUACUAAUCUCAGGCUCCUUGAUGAUCCAGAGAAGGGGACAGUCGUUGAGAAACUAUCAGAGGAAACUUUGAGGGACUGGAACCAUUUUAAAGAGCUCCUGUCUAUUUGUGAAGCUCAAAGACAUAUAGGAGGAACCGCUCUGAAUGAAGUGAGUUCAAGAUCUCAUCAGAUUAUCCGACUGACAAUUGAAAGUUCCUCUCGUCAGUGUUCUCAUGUUGUAGAUUCAAGCAAACUAACAGCUUCUGUGAAUUUUGUUGAUCUUGCUGGAAGUGAACGUGCCUCACAGACAUUGGCAGCUGGUUCGAGAUUGAAAGAAGGUUCCCACAUCAAUCGCAGUUUACUAACUCUUGGAACUGUUAUUCGCAAAUUAAGCAACGGAGGAAAUGGCCAUGUGCCUUAUAGAGACUCAAAGCUGACACGCAUACUUCAGAACUCCUUAGGAGGCAAUGCAAGGACAGCCAUCAUUUGCACAAUGAGCCCAGCUGGCAGUCAUGUUGAGCAAUCGAGAAAUGCUCUCUUGUUUGCUAGUCGUGCAAAGGAAGUUAGCACCAAUGCCCGUGUCAAUUUAGUGAUGUCGGAUAAGGAGCUGGUAAAGAAGUUGCAAGGGGCACUGUCUAGAAUGGAGAAUGAACUCAGAACUUUAGGGUCAAUGGCUGCCACUGAAAAUUCUGGAGCAUUGCUCAAGGAAAAAGAACUUGUCAUUAAAAAUAUGGAAAAUGAAAUUGAGGAGCUGAGAUGUCAGAGAGAUAAUGCUCAAUCCCGUUUUCAGGAGUUGUUACAAACCGUUGAGACUCAAACUUCCACACCAAAGGUAGUUGGAUAUCAUCAUAAUGCCACAGGGCAAGAAUCUCCAAAUGCAUGGCUAGAUGAUUAUGCAGCAUCUGGAACAUGGAAAGAGAUUGUUCAAUUUGAUGAUGCAGAUAAUCUCUUUCACCUCGACGAUCAAGACAUUCAAUUCCUGGAACAAUGUAAUGAUGAUCAGUUUCAAUAUAAUGGUACCAACUCAGAUAUUGUCUUUAAUGGUGAAGAUUAUGUUCAACACAUAGAAAAAGAAAAAUCAAGCAUAAGCAUGAGCUCCGAGGCCAAAGCAGAGGAGGGGAACUUAAGCCAUAUAAUAGAAACAGGACCUUCAUAUGAGGCAUUGAAGCUGAAGGUUCUGGAAUUGCAGAAAACUAUUCAAACCCUUGUUGAUCCAUACCCAGUUGAACUAUCUCCUUAUCCUUUGGAAACUGGCACAUCAAGCUCUAGAAGCUUGAUGUUAGCAAGAAGUAGAAGCUGCAGUGCUGUCAUGCCAAUGCCAAUGUUUUCACCUUGGGUUGAUAAGGGGGCAAAUGGUAAGAGCAACCUGCCAUAUUACUUAGAGAAGAAUUACCAGGGAAGCUCUGAAGGAGGUCACCAUCAAACAAGGUCUUAUGGCCAGAUUUACCAUGCCGACAUUGAUAAGUUUGGUGGGAAUGGCUCGCAGAAUUCUUUCGACGACGCUCCUGCUGACAAAAGCAAUGUACAUGGAGGCAACAUGGUUGGUGAAUGUGAGUCUUCAGAAGCGCUUGAUGAAAUUGUAUACUCUUACAAUCAGCACAUGCCUGGAAAUGAAUUGGUGAUAGAAACUAGGUCAAAGGCUAACAGAUCAGAUAAACACACCCAGGAAAGCUUGAACAAGUUGGAUCAGUCUCCAGAACAUCCUACUAGUUGGCCAAAUGAAUUUGAGAAGCAGCAAAGAGAGAUAAUUGAGCUUUGGGAUGCAUGCUUUGCCCCAUUGACUCACAGAUCCCAAUUCUUCUUGCUUUUCAAAGGCGAUCCGUCAGACUCUGUUUACAUGGAAGUUGAACUCAGACGGCUUACUUAUCUUAAGUCAGCUCUUUCUCAAGGGACUAAGAUCACAGUCGAUGGAAACGUUCUCAGUUCUGCUUUAAGUAAGACGGCAUUGAGUCGCGAGAGAAGAAUGCUGAGCAAGCUAAUGCUGAGAAGGUUCUCGGCCAAGCAAAGACAAGCUCUUUAUCAUGAGUUUGAAGUCGGGUUAAACACAAAGCAUAGGAGAAGGCAACUGUCACUUCGAUUAUGGACAUACACUAAAGAUUUGAACCACGUUAAACGCAGUGCUUCCAUUGUUGCGGAAUUAAGUGGUUGUUUAGCCCCUAAGGAGAUGCUUGGAUUAAGCUUAUCUAGUCUUCCACCUAGGGGAAGAUCUUUCAAUUUGAAGCAUGGCAUAUCAUCUUUAUAUAAGUAAAUAUACUAACAAAAUGAAUACAUCCAUUACAAAUAAGAUUUCUCAAUAGUUGUAUAUGAAUAUGUACAAUACCAAUCGCAGAAAAAAAAGGGGUGAGAACAAGGAUCAUUUAUGCUUCG
Messenger RNA from Impatiens glandulifera, 2944 nucleotides. Its product is annotated as kinesin-like protein KIN-7F. The transcript is spliced from 14 exons. The coding region runs from base 117 to 2825 and encodes 902 amino acids. Gene Ontology annotation, biological process: microtubule-based movement. The record is from RefSeq and is a predicted model, not a curated record. Gene Ontology annotation, molecular function: microtubule motor activity; microtubule binding; ATP binding. NCBI's taxonomy places the organism in Eukaryota, Viridiplantae, Streptophyta, Magnoliopsida, Ericales, Balsaminaceae.